CUGAUAAUCAUCAUGGCGUCAUUUGCUGUUCGCCGCUCGGGACUGCAACAAGUUCUUGUGUCUUUCGUUUGCUGUUCGGCGUCUGAAACAUUCUAGUGGCAUUGAUUUGAUUUUGGUGACUUAAUUCUCCAUAUUAAAUUCAUUGUUACCAAACUGUCUUAGGAUGCCUAAGAGAGGCAAAGAAUCGAGAUCAUCAAGUCGUCAUUCUGGUGGUCAGUUUUCACCUCCAUUGCCAUUAUCAUCUAGACAACCUAGAAAUGAUUAUCAAAUUGCUGGACCCUCACGAAUAAUGAAUAUAAGUAAUAGUCCAAUCGUACUAACAGAUGAUGAUGAUGAUGAUGAAUGUUAUAAGAAUGUAGAUUCUUCAAUGAAUAUAUUUCGAGAAAAUGGAAAUAAAUUGAAACCUGAUUCAGGCGAAUGUACACGAAUAGUGAAACAUUUUGUUCCUUCUGCUGAUAGGUACCAAAUGUCACAAUGUGCUACUGAUAAACCAAGAUUUAGAGGACCCGAAACUGAUGUAUUGCAUGACCUAGAAAAGGAUAAAUUAAAAAAUAUUCGUGUACAAAUGAUUCGUGCUGAUGUGCAACAAAAUGAUUCAUUUCGAAAAGCUUAUGUUAUUGAAGAAUCAGCUGCUAGUAGAUCAAAAGGAGAAAAAAACCAUCAAAAUUUUGAUGAUCGACAAGCUCACUUUAAUCCAACUCAGCAGAUGCAUUAUGAUAACGGCGCAGAUAAAAAUUACGGAAUAAUUCAUAUGAGCCCCAACCAGAUGAUGUCUCGUGAUCGAAGUUUAUCUCCUCGUAUUAACAUGGGUCGUCCUCCUUCUCCUCCUCUGCCUUACUCUCCUGAAAGAGAUAACUUUAAUUCUGACAUGUUACGCAGAGAUAGAGCUAAGCGAUCUUUAGAAAGGAACGUUCAUGACCGUCAACAAAGGCCAGAACAUUUCUUAGAACAACAUAAAAUAGAAAGCUUUUCUUCUGGCCCUCCAGAACCUAGAUCACCAGAAACGCAACGCUUUAGAUCAGGUGAUCAUAAUAGGCAUCGUAUGAAAGAAGAACAAAGUCAUUAUGAAGAUCGUCCUUCCAGGCGUAGCAGAUCCCCUGUGUAUUUUGGAAACAAUUAUCCAUACAGAAGAAGUAUGUCGCCUAAUAUCCGACCAUUUUCUCCUCCUAAUCAUGGUCAUUUGCCAAUGUCUCCACCGCAAUCACGUGAACUUUCUUCGCCACCUCUAAGAGAUCGUCUGCCACAUCCUGGUGAUCGUUCUCGAAGAAGACGUUCGCCUCCACCUAGACGAGAUCGUUCUAGAGACAGGCGUCGUCGCCUUUCUCCUAGAAGAAGAACACCGCCUCCACCCGUUCGAAUACCAAUAAAGCGUAGAGAAAACGGUUUUAGUAAAAAGCGAGGAUCUUACAAAAAUCAGGAAGCACGUAAACGAGAAGCCAAAGAAAGAAAAAGACGAUCUCAAUCCAAGUCAAAAUCUGCAUCACAACAAGAUCAACAACAAAUUGCAUUCCAACAACCUCAACCACAGCCUAUGUAUCCACCCCCACCACCACCAGGUGUAGUACGCUUGCCCCCACCGCCGAGACCUUUUCCUCCUGGACCAAUGAUGAUUCCAUUACGUCCACCUCCGUUUCCUCCACCAAUGGGAGGUUGGAGACCAGGACGACCGCCCAUGCAAGCGCCUCCACCUUCAGGUUGGCCAUAUCCACGCCCAAGGCCAUUCUACUUUCCCUACUAAAAGAAGUGUCUACGAAUAUUUAGAUUUAAAUAUAUUUAAGUGUGUGUAUGUUAAACAGUUAAGAGUUCAAUUAUUUAAACCUCUCCCAGGUGAACUUGUUUUAAGAAGUAGAAAAUAAAGACUACGAUGACUUACAUCCAAUUUCGCACACUUUAAUUUUUGGAAG
Messenger RNA from Sipha flava (yellow sugarcane aphid), 1904 nucleotides. Its product is annotated as serine/threonine-protein kinase PRP4 homolog. Gene Ontology annotation, cellular component: cytoplasm; actin filament. The record is from RefSeq and is a predicted model, not a curated record. NCBI's taxonomy places the organism in Eukaryota, Metazoa, Arthropoda, Insecta, Hemiptera, Aphididae. The coding region runs from base 164 to 1738 and encodes 524 amino acids. Gene Ontology annotation, biological process: actin filament polymerization. The transcript has 11 exons. Gene Ontology annotation, molecular function: actin binding; microtubule binding.